UAGCUGACAAGGGCCACACCGCCGGAGCCGACCAGUCACCAACCAGGCACAUCCGAGCCGGCAAACACCAGCUUGCCAUUCGCGCCACGACCACGACCCCUCUCGCCAUGGAUCCCGGGACGGAGCACGCGGGCACGGCGGCGUGGCGCUCCCGCGCGGUGUGCGGCACGGAGUACAGCUGGUGCCGCGCCGUGCCGGGCGGCACCGGCACCACGCUCCUCGCGCUCCGCCUCUCGCGCCGCGGCAGCUCGGCGGCCGAGGCGGCCGUCCGCUCGCUCCAGAGCGCGCACCCCGUCCUCCGCGCCCACAUCCGCGCCGCCUCCGCCUCCAGCCCCACCCUCGCCUUCCCCUCCACCGCGGCGCAGCCCGCCCUCGCGCCCCAGCCCUCCGCGCUCGACUUCAGCUCCCUCCUCGAGCGCGAGCUCAACAGCAACCCGUGGGCGUCCGACCCCGGGCCCGAGGGUGCGCCGGUGCUCUUCGCCGCGCUCUACGACCUGCCCCCGCCCUCGGGCGGCGCCGCGCUGUUCGUCCGGAUCCACACGGCCGCGUGCGACCGCGCGGCGUCGGGCGCGCUGCUGAGGGAGCUCCUGGCGCAUCUGGGAGGCGCGGGCGACCCGGAGGAGGAGGAGGCGGCGGCGGUGGAGGCGGGGUUGGAAGACAGGAUACCGAAGCAGGACGCGUGGAAGCCGUUCUGGGCGCGUGGGGUGGACAUGGUGGGCUACUCCAUCAACGGGCUGCGCACGUCGACGCUGCCGUUCGAGGAGGCCGGCACGGCCAGGUCGACGCAGAUGGUGCGCAUCGCGUUCGGCCGCGAGGACACGAAGCGCCUGCUCGAUGCGUGCAAGGAGAACGGGGUGAAGCUUUGCUCGGCCAUGGCUGCCGCCACGCUGCUAGCUGCACGGCAGUCCAAGAAGCUGGACAGUGGCCAGCAGGAGACGUACUCAGUGGCGACCCUGAUCAACUGCCGCCAGUUUCUUGAGCCAGUUUUGGAUGAUCACAACGUUGGGUUCUUCUACUCUGCCAUCACCAACACCCACAAGAUACACGGGGAGGAAGGGCUGUGGGCGCUGGCCAAGAGGUGCCAUGAUUCCUACAGCAGUGCCAAGAACAGCAAGAAGCACCUCACCGACACCGCCGACCUCAACUUCCUCAUGUGCCGGGCCAUCGAGAACCCGCAGCUGACGACGGCCUCGGCGCUCCGGACGGCGCUCGUCUCCGUGUUCGAGGAGCCGGUCACCUACGACGGCCUGUCUGACCUGCAGAGCAAGGCUGGCGCGGAGCAGUACUUCGACUGCGCCACCGUGCACGGCAUCGGGCCGUCGGUCGGCGUGUUCGACUCUAUCAGGGACGGGCAGCUGGACUGCGCGUGCAUGUACCCUUCUCCUCUGCAUUCCAGGAAGCAGAUACAGGAGAUGUUCGACAAGGUGAAGCGGAUUUUGGCCGAAGGGUGCAACGCCGGUGAUGAGAAACUAUGAAGAGAAUUGGCCCUUUCCGUAAAUAAACCUGGAUGUUGCAUAUUCAGGUGCGAUUUGUAAUCUGCUGCUUGAGAAUGGAAUACACUGACAGGCAUCAGUUAUCCGAAAA
Molecule: messenger RNA, 1584 nt
Organism: Hordeum vulgare subsp. vulgare (domesticated barley)
Lineage: Eukaryota; Viridiplantae; Streptophyta; Magnoliopsida; Poales; Poaceae
Exons: 3
Coding region: 108-1475 (455 amino acids)
Source: RefSeq, a predicted model, not a curated record